This is a messenger RNA of Etheostoma cragini (Arkansas darter), 2917 nucleotides long. It is a transcript of the gene mfn2, whose product is annotated as mitofusin 2. Gene Ontology annotation, biological process: mitochondrion localization; mitochondrial fusion. Gene Ontology annotation, molecular function: GTP binding; GTPase activity. The record is from RefSeq and is a predicted model, not a curated record. The transcript is spliced from 18 exons. Gene Ontology annotation, cellular component: mitochondrial outer membrane. The coding region runs from base 347 to 2617 and encodes 756 amino acids. NCBI's taxonomy places the organism in Eukaryota, Metazoa, Chordata, Actinopteri, Perciformes, Percidae.
GCGAUAGUUGUGUUUUAAAAUGUCGACCGAGCCCAACGUGUCAGGGGAAGACCAAAUUGGCUGAUAAUGUACUGGAACAAAGUGCUGUUCUGGGAACAGAAAACAACAUAGUUUGGAAUAUAUAUAUCUUUUGUGCGUCACACCUACGCUGUCCGCUGACAGUGCUCCAAAAAAGCUUGUAGCUUCAUCAAUCUUGGGCUCGCUUAAAACAUUUAGCGACGCCCCCUGUAUCCACUGCGACUAAGCGCCUAGUAACGAUAGCAAUUAGCUUGUAGCUAGAUAUUUCAAACCCCAGGGGCCAGGAUGCGAGAGGAUUCUUUGUGAGGAACGACCCCAUCCACGUGCCAUGUCUUUGGUUUUCCCUCGACCCAACACCAACGCAGUAAACGGCAAGAAGGAUAAGAGACUGAUGGCGGAAGUGAAUGCAUCGCCGCUCAAGCAUUUUGUCACGGCAAAGAAGAAGAUCAAUGGGAUCUUUGAACAGUUGGGGGCCUACAUCAAGGAGAGCGCUUCCUUUCUGGAUGAUACUUACAAAAAUGAAGAGCUGGACCCAGUUGCCACAGAGGAGCAGGUCCAGGAGGUCCAGGGCUACCUUGCCAAGGUUGCAGGGAUUGGAGAAGUACUUGCACGCAGGCAUAUGAAGGUGGUCUUCUUUGGGAGGACGAGUAAUGGGAAAAGCUCAGUGAUCAAUGCCAUGCUGUGUGACAAGGUGCUGCCGUCAGGAAUAGGACACACCACCAACUGUUUCCUGAGGGUGGAGGGCACUGAUGGCAAUGAGGCCUUCCUGCUCACUGAAGGCUCCGAGGAGAGGAAGAGCAUAAAGACGGUCAACCAGCUGGCCCAUGCGCUCCACCAGGAUGAGGACCUGGACGCCGGCAGCUUGGUCUGCGUCAUGUGGCCUAAAGCCAAGUGUGCUCUACUCAGGGAUGAUCUGGUGUUGGUGGACAGCCCAGGGAUAGAUGUUACCACAGAACUGGACAGCUGGAUUGACAAGUUCUGCCUGGAUGCUGACGUAUUUGUUCUGGUGGCAAACUCUGAGUCCACACUGAUGCAGACGGAGAAGUCUUUCUUUCACAAGGUCAAUGAGCGGCUCUCUAGUCCCAACAUUUUCAUCCUCAACAACCGCUGGGACGCCUCAGCCUCCGAACCUGAAUACAUGGAGGAGGUCCGCAGGCAGCAUAUGGACCGCUGCACCAACUUCCUGGUGGAUGAGCUGGGUGUGGUGGACCGAGCCCAGGCCAGUGAUCGCAUCUUCUUUGUCUCUGCCAAGGAAGUCCUUCAGGCUCGUGUGCAGAAGGCUCAAGGAAUGCCUGAAUCAGGUGGAGCUCUUGCAGAGGGAUUUCAAGCAAGAAUGUUUGAGUUUCAGAACUUUGAGAGGCGAUUUGAGGAGUGUAUCUCGCAGUCAGCGGUGAAGACCAAAUUUGAGCAGCACACCGUGAGGGCCAAACAGAUCUCUGAAGCCCUGCGCCGCAUUAUGGAUUCAGUGCACAUUGCUGCACAAGAGCAGAGGGUCUACUGCCUUGAGACAAAAGAUGACCGUCAGGCCCGAUUGGAAUUCAUAGACAAGCAGUUGGACUUGUUGACCAUGGACUGUAAGGCCAAGAUAAAGAAGAUUACUGAGGAGGUGGAAAGACAGGUGUCUAAUGCCAUGUCAGAGGAGAUCAGAAAGCUCCAUGUGCUGGUGGAGGACUUCCACAUGGACUUCCACCCAUCACCAGUGGUACUCAAGGUCUACAAGAAUGAGCUCCACCGCCACAUAGAGGAUGGUCUGGGCAAGAACAUGUCAGAGAGGUGCUCCACUUCCAUCACCAGUGCCCUGCAGGCCACACACACCGACAUGAUUGAGGGUCUGAAGCCUCUGCUGCCCAACCCGGUCAGAGAGCAGGUAGACAAGCUGGUUCCCCGUCAGUGCUUCAGCCUCAGUUAUGACCUGGCCUGUGACAAGCUGUGCAGUGACUUUCAGGAGGACAUCAGCUUCCACUUCUCUCUGGGCUGGACCAUGCUGGUCAACCGCUUCUUGGGACCCAAGAACACCCGGCGGGCCCUCAUGGGCUACAACGACCAGGUGCCCAGGGCCCUGACUCCUGUAAGCAGCAGCAUGCCUCCGUUCCCCCAGAGCUCCGUCACCCAGGAGGAGCUUAUGGUCUCCAUGGUGACUGGGCUGGCUUCUCUUACCUCUCGUACCUCCAUGGGUGUCCUUGUGGUUGGCGGCGUGAUCUGGAAGGCAGUGGGCUGGCGUCUGAUUGCCCUGUCAGUGGGUCUUUACGGACUCCUCUACAUCUAUGAGCGGCUCACCUGGACAACCAAGGCCAAGGAGAGAGCCUUCAAGAGACAGUUUGUGGACUACGCCAGCGAGAAGCUGCAGCUCAUCGUCAGCUACACCGGAUCCAACUGCAGCCACCAAGUCCAGCAGGAGUUGGCAGGUGUCUUUGCUCAGCUCUGCCAGCAGGUAGAUGUAACCCGUCAGAACCUGGAGGAUGAGAUCACUGACAUGAACAGCAAGAUGGAGCUGCUGGACAGCCUUCAGAGUAAGGCCAAGCUACUGCGGAACAAGGCGGGCUGGCUGGACAGCGAGCUCAACAUGUUCACCCAGCAGUACCUCCACCACAGCAAGUAGAGCACCCAGAGGAUGGGCCGUGAGACUGAGGGACAUCUGGAACACCUGCUGAACCCCUUGUAGAUGACACACUUCUGUAUUUAGAAGUUAAUCAGAGGAAAUUCUCCACAAUGUUGGGAAAAGGAAAAAGAGAAGGGAUGGUUUGAUAUGAGAGGAAGAGUUGCCUGGUGGCUGAGACACUGGCGACACUGCUUGGACCUGAGCUCCGGUUGGAUGUCCUGCGCUCAGCUGGUGACGUGUCGCUCAAAACUAAACAGUGAAUCAGCUAUUUGAUAUAAGCCCUAACAUAAAUUUAUUAAA